AUGAAGCUCCUCUUCCUCCUUCUCGCCUCUUCAGCGGUGGUCUUUGCCGAGCCAUCCUCCUCCCACUCCCCUCCUACCUCCCCCAGAUCCAUAGAUCUCGGCCGCUACUGCUACCCACCCAUCCUCAACUCCGACGCCGCCCACCUCCUCACCUGCCCCAGCGAAGACCUCGACCCGCGCUACACCUCCGGCCCCACGACCCCACCACCACCGCCUCGCAAGCGCAAAAAGAAGAACCCGAACGCGCAAUGGGACAAGAUCGGCCCGUGCCUCCGCGCCAACGUCACGGACCCGGACUCGACCGAGUUCUGCAUCUACUACAGCAGUGCCCUAGGAUCCGGCCGCGGCGUCGUCGUGCUCACCGAAGCCGAACGCGCCGACUACAUGCUCCGGUACCCGGCCUUCGACCCCGACUCCGACCUCGCUGAAUCGAUGGCCGGCGGUCCGGGACUGAACAAGUUCACGCCCAAGGCGAAAGUAGUUCCGAUCCCGGGGAAGGAGUACGGCGUUGUGGCGACGGAGACGAUUUUCAAGGGGGAGAGCAUCAUCGCGGAGACGGCGAGCUUGCUGAUCGAUUAUAACCCCGUGUAUAAGCUGGCCGAGAAGGAUCUGUUGAGGUUGCAGGCUUUUGGGAUCGAGUAUUUGCCUGGGGCGCAUAGGGAGAGGGUGUUGAAUAUGUCGACGCAUGGGGCUUCGAUGGAUGUUGUGCAUAAGUUGGAGAAGGUGCUGGUGACGAAUGCGUUUGAGGUGAAGUUGGAUGAUGAGAAUGAGAAUAAUCUUUAUGCAUUGUUUGCAGAUACCGCGCGGAUGAACCACGACUGUCGCCCCAAUGUAGGCUACCACUGGGACUACAAAACCUUCACACAAUACGCCACAGCCCUCCGAACAAUCUACCCCGGCGAAGAACUCACCGUAUCUUACAUCAACGGCCUCCGCCCCCAUCACAAACGUCAAUCCGGCCUCCGCCGCUCCUGGGGCUUCACCUGCACCUGCCCCGUCUGCUCCCUCUCCGCCGCCCAAAUCGCCACCUCCGACGCGCGCCUCGCCCAAAUCAAACUAGCCCGCCGGGCCCUCGCCGACCGCACCCCCUCUUCCCCGGCAACGCCGCAGCUCGCCGAGAUGCUCAUCAGCCUUUUGGAGCAGGAGAGGAUGCACGUGCUGAUGGGGGAGGCGUACACGUACGCUGCGCUGGAGUGGAACGGGGUCGGGGAGGCGUGGACGGCGAUGCGGUAUGCGCGGCGGGCGAUCGAGGAGGAGGUUUUGCAGGUGAGGGAGGAGAGGGGGGAGGAUGUGGAGGAUAUGUUGGAGUUGGCGGAGGAUCCUUGGGAGCAUUGGAGUUGGUUGUGGAGGACUAGGAAGAGGAUGGGGUGGAAGCCCUUGAGGGAGGAGAAGAAGAAGGAGAUUGAGAAGGAUGUGGAGGAGGUGAAGGAGGAGGUGGAAGAGGCUGCGGCUGUGGAGGUGGGAGAGGGAGAGGGAGAGAGUCACGAAGGUGAAGGUAAAGGGGAGGGAGAUUCGGAGAAGCGAGCAGAGGCAUGA
Messenger RNA from Scedosporium apiospermum, 1536 nucleotides. RefSeq lists its product as uncharacterized. Gene Ontology annotation, molecular function: protein binding. Lineage: Eukaryota; Fungi; Ascomycota; Sordariomycetes; Microascales; Microascaceae. The transcript has 3 exons. Bases 1 to 1536 code for a protein of 511 amino acids. The record is from RefSeq and is a predicted model, not a curated record.